CUCUUCUCCAGCGUCAUCCUCGGCAUCGAACUCGUGAACAACUCUACCAUAGGACACGAGACCCCGCGACCGUCGCGAAGAUGGACAGCGCAUCUCAUAACACAAACUUGCAACGGUACCAUCGACGGAAAGGGCGACGACAGCCAAGAGGACUGCGUCCGGGCAUGUGCCGACAACUCUAUCCUCCUCGGUUCGCUCGCUCUGACGAAUUGCGUCAUGCUUUCAACGGCGGCAAAGCUGGUUCGAGACGGCUGUCUAAAUGUGACUGCCGAUGAUGUCAAGGUACUCAAGCUAUUCGAGGUUCACGAUCUAGCCAGUUUUGAGGAUGUGCCUGUUUACUCGACCGUGGCACAAUGCGCCGUUGCUUCGUGCCAUGCUGAAGCGCUGGGGAACUCACCACGAUCAUUGAUCGACACUUCCACCGGUAUUUCGGCUGGACUGGCCGACUGUUGCGAGGGAUUUGUCACGAUCUUCGAUGCAGACGUGGCUGGACCUGGGGUCUUAAUCUCACAUCUUGCUCAAUCCCUAAUGGCCCUAUACGCCUUCAUCUUAAUCAGGAUCUUCAACUCAUGGAGCCGCAGGCUCGUAACUCUAUUGAGCAUCACGUCCCAAGGGGUAACUAGGACCACCAGAACCGCAAGCUGA
Neurospora tetraspora is the source of this 645-nucleotide messenger RNA. RefSeq lists its product as uncharacterized. The annotation marks the transcript as partial. Lineage: Eukaryota; Fungi; Ascomycota; Sordariomycetes; Sordariales; Sordariaceae. The transcript has 3 exons. The record is from RefSeq and is a predicted model, not a curated record.